ACUCCAUCGCAAGCGUAAUUUUUCAUCUUUUUUCCUUGGCUACAAAUUCCAUGCGAUCAUCAAUUGCCCAGAAAAACCUCUCUCCGAAAACCCUAGGAAUUCUCGAUCUUCAAUCUCUGUAGAUACACGAUUUCCUCUGUCUAUCCUGUUCAAAUUUUUGGUCUAUUUCCCCAAAUUAAUCGGAUUUCAGCCCUCCGAUCCUCAGGUUAUCCAUUUUUCACUUGAGUUCUCGCGUACGCUCUAUCGGUCACUCGACUAUCGGAGUGGUUGAAUCGGUGGAGUAAUUAAUUGAGCGGCUUUCUUAUCGAAUCGGGCAAUGAUCGCAUUUGGUUGAUCUUUAAAACAUGAAGUUGAAGCGGAGAAGGGCGCUUGAAGUGCCUUUGAAGAUUAAAUCCUUUAUCAACAAUGUGACUGCUACACCCCUUGAGAAAAUAGAGGAACCGCUUAAAAGUUUUUCUUGGGAAUUUGACAAGGGGGAUUUCCAUCAUUGGGUCGACUUGUUUAAUCACUUCGACACCUUUUUUGAGAAAUUCAUUAAACCAAGGAAGGAUUUGCAACUUGAGGAGAACUUUUUAGAAUCAGAUCCACCUUUUCCACGGGAUUCCGUUCUUCAGAUUCUCCGUGUCAUAAGAGUGAUAUUAGAAAACUGCACUAAUAAGCAUUUCUACAGCUCUUAUGAGCAUCACUUGUCAUCUCUUCUUGCUUCCACCGAUGCAGAUGUCGUGGAGGCUUGUCUGCAGACUUUGGCUGCAUUUCUAAAAAAAUCCAUUGGAAAGUAUAUAAUAAGGGAUGUUUCACUAAAUUCAAGAUUAUUUUCCUUUGCUCAGGGAUGGGGGGGUAAAGAAGAAGGUCUUGGAUUGAUUCCAUGUGCUUUACAGGAUAUAUCUGACCCUAUUGCUCUUGAGUUGGGUAGCACUCUGCAUUUUGAAUUUUAUUCUGUGAAUGAAGAUGCGUCAGUUGAACCUACUUCUACAGAACAGAAAACAAGGGGUUUACAAGUUAUACACAUGCCUGAUGUGAAUGCAAGCAAAGAGUCUAAUCUUGAACUUCUGAAUAAAUUAGUUGUAGAUUAUAAAGUUCCCCAUAACUUGAGAUUUUCUCUUUUGACAAGGUUGAGGUUUGCUAGGGCUUUCAGCUCCCUGGAAGCAAGGCAGCAAUAUACUUGUAUCCGCCUCUAUGCCUUUGUGGUUCUUGUUCAAGCAUGCAGUGAUACUGAUGACCUUGUUUCUUUCUUCAAUGCUGAGCCAGAGUUCAUCAAUGAAUUGGUUACUAUGUUAAGCUAUGAAGAUGCAGUUCCAGAAAAGAUUCGAAUUUUAAGUCUUCUUUCCCUGGUUGCUCUUUGUCAAGAUAGGUCACGUCAGCCCACUGUACUGACAGCUGUUACAUCUGGUGGACAUCGUGGCAUUCUCUCCAGCCUUAUGCAAAAGGCAAUUGGCUCAGUUGUAAAUAAUUCAUCGAAGUGGUCUGUUGUUUUUGCUGAGGCUCUGUUGUCUCUAGUUACAGUUUUGGUAUCAUCAUCAUCAGGUUGCUCAGCCAUGCGUGAAGCUGGAUUUAUCCCCACUCUUCUACCUCUAUUAAAAGAUACUGACCCUCAGCACUUGCAUUUGGUUAGCACAGCUGUACAUGUUUUGGAAGCCUUCAUGGAUUACAGCAAUCCAGCUGCUGCUCUUUUUCGGGACUUGGGAGGCCUUGAUGAUACCAUUUCACGCCUAAUGGUAGAAGUAUCUCAUGUUGAAAAUGGUAUAAAGCAACAAAGUACUUCUGGAGAUCUUGAAAGUUCGGAGUAUGGUGGUUCUGAGAUAGGUACAAGUGCUUCUGCUGAGCUUGAUAGUCUGCAGCCUCUUUACUCCGAGGCACUGGUUUCCUAUCACCGCCGGCUGUUGAUGAAAGCCUUAUUGCGUGCUAUAUCACUUGGAACUUAUGCUCCUGGAACAACAGCUCGUAUGUAUGGUACCGAAGAGAGCUUGUUGCCACAUUGCUUGUGUAUAAUAUUCAAACGGGCUAAAGAUUUUGGUGGGGGUGUAUUUUCACUUGCAGCUACUGUAAUGAGUGAUGUAAUUCACAAAGAUCCUACCUGUUUUUCUAUCCUAGAAGCAGCAGGUCUUCCUUCUGCCUUUAUGGAUGCCAUAAUGGAUGGUGUUCUUUGCUCGGCUGAGGCUAUUACUUGCAUACCACAGUGUCUUGAUGCAUUGUGUUUGAACAACAACGGUCUUCAGGCUGUGAAAGACCGCAAUGCUCUGAGGUGCUUCGUAAGAGUCUUCACUUCCAAACAGUACCUGCGAGCUCUCGCUGCUGAUACAUCUGGUUCCUUAUCAAGUGGCCUGGAUGAACUCAUGCGACAUGCUUCCUCUUUGCGGGGACCGGGUGUAGACAUGCUGAUUGAGGUAUUGACAAAAAUUGCUAAAAUAGGAUCUGGACUUGACUCGGCAUCUCCAUCUUCGGAAUGCCCAAGCAGCUCUCAACCUGUUCCAAUGGAAACAGAACCUGAUAACAAAGAUGUGGUUUCUUCUGAUGACAGAGAUCCAUCCAAGCCUGGAAGUUCUGAGCCAUUUUCAGACUCGGCCCCUGAUUCAUCAUUAUCAAAUAUUGAAUCAUUUUUGCCUGAUUGUAUAAGCAAUGCUGCUCGUCUUCUAGAAACAAUUCUUCAGAAUUCUGAUACUUGCCGUAUAUUCGUUGAGAAGAAGGGAAUUGAAUGUGUCCUGGAAUUGUUUUCUUUACCUCUGUUGCCUCCUUCAGUAUCUCUCGGUCAAAGUGUAGCUGUUGCUUUUAAAAAUUUCUCUGCUCAACAUUCUGCUUCACUUGCUCGUGCAGUAUGUUCUUUCCUAAGGGAACAUUUGAAGUCAACAGAUGAACUUUUGAGUUCAAUUAAGGGAUCCCACCUUGCUCAGGUGGAAGUUUCUCAGAGAGUAAAGAUCUUGAAGAGCCUCUCUACUUUGGAAGGAAUCUUAUCUCUUUCCAAUUCUUUGUUAAAAGGAGCAACCACCAUUGUUUCUGAACUAGGUUCUGCAGAUGCAGAUGUAUUGAAAGACCUUGGGAAAGCUUAUAGGGAAGUUCUGUGGCAAGUAUCUCUAUGCUGUGAGUUGAAGGUGGAGGAGAAACGAAAUGUCGAAGUGGAGCCUGAAAAUGCAGAUACUGGCCCAUCUAAUGUCGCUGGAAGGGAGAGUGAUGAUGAUGCUAAUAUUCCAUCUAUUAGAUACAUGAAUCCUGUGUCAAUCAGAAAUAGUUCUCACCCACAGUGGGGAGUCGAACGUGACUUCAUAUCUGUGGUCCGCUCAAGUGAGGUUUUCAGUCGCCGCACUCGACAUGGUAUUGCCCGUCUUCGUGGUGGUAGGACCGGUAGGCAGUUGGAAGCCUUACAAAUUGAUCCUGAAGCUGGAGCGAGUAGUACCGAGGCUCAGCCCCAUGGAACUAAGAAGAGAAGUCCAGAAGUACUGGUCUCAGAUAACCUUAAUAAGCUUGCUUCAACAAUGCGAUCUUUCUUCACAGCACUUGUGAAAGCUUUUACUUUACCAAAUCGUCGGAGGACUGAAACUGGAUCCUUAAGUUCUGCUUCAAAGAGUAUUGGAACAGCCCUAGCGAAAGUUUUUCUUGAGGCACUGGGUUUUCCAGAUCCCAACUCAGGGGUUGAUAUCUCAUUGUCUGUCAAGUGUCGCUAUCUUGGAAAGGUUGUUGAUGACAUGGUUGCUCUCACAUUUGAUAGCAGGCGGCGAACUUGUUACACUGCAAUGAUUAACAAAUUUUAUGUCCAUGGUACCUUCAAGGAGCUUCUUACAACAUUUGAUGCAACCAGUCAGCUGUUGUGGAAUGUUCCUUAUGCAAUUUCCACAUCAGCUGCGGAGCAUGAGAAGAGUGGUGAUGGGAGCAAACUUUCUCAGAGUUCGUGGCUCCUUGAUACGUUGCAGAGUUAUUGUCGAGAGCUUGAGUAUUUUGUAAAUUCUGGGCUUCUAUUGUCUUCAACAUCAGCAUCCCAGGCGCAGCUUCUUGUUCAGCCUGUUGCGGUUGGUCUAUCCAUUGGGCUGUUCCCUGUUCCCAGGGACCCAGAAGCCUUUGUUCGCAUGUUGCAGUCACAAGUUCUGGAUGUGAUACUUCCUGUCUGGAACCACCCAAUGUUUCCCAAUUGUAGUCCUGGUUUCAUCACCUCCAUCAUUUCUCUAAUCACUCAUGUAUACAAUGGUGUUAGUGAUGCAAAACAAAAUCGCAAUGGAUUACCUGGAACAGCGAGCCAACGGUUCAUGCCGCCUCCACCAGAUGAGGCUACAAUUGCUACUAUUGUUGAAAUGGGGUUUUCCAGAGCAAGGGCUGAGGAGGCACUUAGACGAGUGGAAACAAAUAGUGUUGAGAUGGCAAUGGAAUGGUUGUUUAGUCAUGCUGAAGAUCCUGUGCAAGAGGAUGAUGAGCUAGCUCGUGCCCUGGCCUUAUCCCUAGGAAAUUCUGCAGAAACGCAUAAAGUUGACGGGGCUGAUAAGUCCUCUGAUGCUUCGGCUGAAGAGGGACAGGCAAAACCCCCUCCAGUGGAUUAUAUCCUUUCUGUGGCAAUGAAAUUAUUUCAAGGUUGUGAUUCAAUGGCAUUCCCCUUGACAGAUUUACUGGGGACUCUUUGUAGUAGGAGCAAGGGGGAAGAUCGCUCAAAAGUCAUUUCUUAUAUUGUUCAGCAGCUAAAGCUUUGCCCACUUGACUUCUCCAAGGAUAGCUGUGCAUUGGGUAUGAUUUCACAUACUUUGGCAUUACUUCUUUCAGAAGAUGGAAGUACCCGGGAAAUUGCAGCACAAAAUGGGAUUGUCUCAAUCGCUGUAGAUAUCUUGAUUAAUUUUAUGGAGAGGACAGAGGUGCCCCAAGAGCUUCUUGUCCCCAAAUGCAUCAGUGCAUUACUUCUUAUCUUGGAUGAUUUGGUGCAGUCUAGGCCUAAGAUAUCUGGGGAUACUGAUGAGGCAACAGUUCCUGGAGCUUUAUCUGGCUUGUCAGGAAAUCAAGCACCAUCUGAAGCAAUAAAAGAGAAUUCAUUACCUGCUGAUGAAUGUAAAGAUGAAUCUGCUAAGGAUAGCCCUGCCUUUGAAAAACUUCUUGGAAAGCCAACGGGUUACUUGACAAUGGAGGAGAGUCAUAAAGUACUUGGAAUUGCUUGUGACCUGAUAAAAAGACAUGUACCCCCAAUUAUUAUGCAGGCCGUACUUCAGUUAUGUGCUCGCCUGACAAAAUCACAUGCUCUGGCUGUACAAUUUCUUGAAAGUGGUGGUAUGAUUGCCCUCUUUAGCCUUCCAAGAAGUUGUUUUUUUCCUGGGUAUGACACCUUAGCAUCUGCUAUUGUUAGACAUCUUCUAGAGGAUCCUCAGACACUGCAAACAGCUAUGGAAUUGGAGAUACGCCAAACACUUAGUGGAAGCAGACAUGGAGGGCGUAUAUUGGCUAGAACAUUUUUGACAUCUAUGGCACCUGUUAUAUCCAGAGAUCCAGAGAUUUUUAUGAGAGCAGUGGCUGCUGUCUGUCAGUUGGAAACAUCAGGAGGGAGGUGCAUUAUAGUGCUAUCUAAAGAUAAAGACAAAGAUAAAGAGAAAAAAGCUUCCAGUUUUGACACUGGAGUAUCUACUAAUGAAUGCAUUAGACUAACUGAAAAUAAGGUUGAUGGGUCUAUUAAGUCUUCCAAAGCCCACAAAAAGGUAUCAGCAAAUCUUACUCAAGUCAUUGAUCACCUACUUGAGAUUGUGUCAACUUAUCCUCCAUACCAUGGUGAUGAUGACUGGGGUGGGCAUGCUAGUGCUAUGGAUAUAGAUGAACCAGCUAACAAAGUGAAGGGUAAAUUGAAGGUUAAUGAAACAGUAAAGAUUGGAACAGACAGUCAGUCAGAGAAAUCAGCUGCUCUUGCUAAAGUGACUUUUGUUCUGAAGCUAUUGAGCGAUAUUAUGCUUAUGUAUGUUCACGUUGUCGGAGUAAUCUUGAAACGAGAUCUGGAAAUGUGCCAACAACGUGGGGCUAGUCAUAUCGAAUGUCCUGGACAGGGGGGCAUAGUUCAUCAUGUUUUACAUCGUCUUCUUCCCUUGGCGAUAGAUAAGUCUGCUGGCCCUGAUGAAUGGAGAGACAAGCUCUCUGAAAAAGCUUCAUGGUUUUUGGUUGUAUUGGCUGGCCGCUCUAGUGAGGGAAGGAGAAGGGUAGUGAAUGAACUUGUAAAAGCUUUGUCUUUAUUCACAAAUGUUGAGAGCAAUUCUUCUAGUAGCAGCUUGUUACCUGAUAAGAAAGUGUUUGCUUUUGUUGAUUUGGUCUACUCCAUUCUGUCAAAGAAUUCUUCGGCUGCCAGCCUUCCUGGUUCUGGGUGUUCUCCUGACAUUGCCAAAAGCAUGAUAGAUGGUGGGAUUGUGCAUUGCCUCUCGGGCAUUCUUCAGGUAAAUGACUUGGACCACCCUGAUGCACCGAAAGUUGUGAAUCUCAUACUCAAGUCUCUGGAAAGCUUGACAAGGGCUGCAAAUGCUAGUGAACAAAUCUCUAGGGCUGAUACACUGAGUAGGAAAAAGGUAAAUGGUCCAAAUGGAAGGUCCGAUUCACAGGGUGUUGGAGCUACAGCUUCUCAACAAUUACAAUCUUCUGCUGAAAAUAGAAGUUCUGAACAAGGGCUUAGUGGGAAUGCUAGUUCUGAAGCUGUGCUCCCAGAUAAUUCUCGGGAUAAUGGUGAUCAAAAUGCAAACCCAAACCAGUCGGAGGAACAAGAGAUGAGGAUUGAGGAUCCAACUACUGACACACCUUUGGAUCUUGGGGAUGAUUAUAUGCGUGAGGAUAUGGAGGAAAGUGGUGCAUUACCCAAUGGAGAGCAAAUUGAGAUGUCUUUUCAUGUAGAAAAUAGAGGAGAUGAUGAUAUGAAUGAAGAAGAAGAUGACAUGGGUGAUGAUGGUGAGGAUGAUGAUGACGGAGAGGAUGAGGAUGAAGAUAUAGCAGAAGAUGGCACUGGAUUGAUGUCCUUGGCUGAUACAGAUGUGGAGGACCAUGAUGAUACUGGCUUGGGUGAUGACUAUAAUGAUAUGGUUGAUGAUGAGGAUGAUGAUUUCCAUGAAAACCGUGUAAUUGAGGUUAGGUGGAGGGAAGCCCUUGAUGGGUUAGAUCAUUUGCAGGUCCUUGGACAACCUGGAGCAGGGGGAGGCCUAAUUGAUGUGUCAGCUGAAGCUUUUGAAGGCGUUAAUGUUGAUGACUUCUUUGGAAUCCGUAGGUCUUUUGGAUUUGAGCGCCGUCGUCAGGCAAAUAGAACAUCCUAUGAGCGGUCAGUUACAGAAGGCAAUGGUCUUCAACAUCCUCUGCUUUCAAGGCCAUCAAAUUCCGGUGAUUUGUUUUCAAUGUGGUCAUCUGCUGGGAAUUCAUCCCGGGAUGCUGAAGGCCUUUCUGCUGGUAACCUUGAUCUAGCCCAUUUUUAUAUGUUUGAUGCUCCUGUUCUUCCUUAUGACAAUGCACCAACUAAUCUAUUUGGUGAUCGGCUGGGUGGUUCUGCACCACCUCAACUAGCUGACUUUUCUGUUGGUUUAGAGUCCUUGCGCGGAUCGGGCCGAAGAGGGCCAGGUGAUGGCCGCUGGACUGAUGAUGGCCAACCCCAAGGUGGUGGUCAAGCUGCAGCAAUUGCUCAAGCAGUUGAAGAGCAGUUCAUUUCGCAAUUAAGCAACACUGGUCCUGCUGAAAGUGCUUCUGAACGGCUUUCACAGAACCAAGUAUUACCAGAAAGGCAGGAAGAUGAUCCAGUUGUGGCCACUGAUAAUCAACUGGCAAUAGAGGAAGUAAACCCAGAUAUUGUUGCUGAACCAGCUGGUUAUCGUCAUCAAGCGAUUGAAGUUCAGCCAAGUGACAUUGGUAUGGAUAUCAUGGAAACUGGGGAUGGAAAUGCUAUUGGAACAGAGCCACUGGAGACACCUUCUGGUUCUGUGGCUCAGGAUGCUGUGCCCUUUGAUAGGAUUUCAAGUGGUGUUGUGCCAUCUCAGGCUGAGGAUUUUGAUAGAUCCCCAGGACCAGAUAGCCAGUCUAGUUGUCAUGCAAUAUUGGUCGGUGAGCCCGAUAUGGCUGGUCCAGGCAGUCAUGCUUCCUCUGUUCCAGAAAGUGCAGAUGUCGAUAUGAAUGCUACUGAUGUGGAAAGAGAUCAGGUGGAUUCAGGAUUACCUCCAUCUGGGGCCAGUCUAGACGAACCAUCAACUCAGCUGGUGGCUCAAGAUGCAGGCCAGACAGAUGAAGCUAGUUUGAACGGUGAGGCUUCUAAUGCUAAUGCCAUAGAUCCGACAUUCUUGGAAGCACUUCCAGAAGAUCUUCGUGCAGAGGUUCUUGCUUCUCAGCAAGCUCAGUCUGCUCCAGCACCUACAUACGCACCUCCAAGAGUUGAAGACAUUGAUCCAGAGUUUUUAGCUGCGCUUCCUCCGGAUAUUCAAGCUGAAGUUCUUGCACAACAACGGGCACAAAGGAUUGCACAGCAAUCAGAAGGACAACCAGUUGACAUGGACAAUGCUUCAAUUAUUGCCACUUUUCCAGCUGAUCUGCGUGAAGAGGUUCUUUUGACAUCUUCAGAGGCUUUAUUAUCUGCAUUGCCAUCUCCAUUACUUGCUGAAGCACAAAUGCUUAGAGACAGAGCAAUGAGCCACUACCAUGCUCGCAGCUUGUUUGGAAGUAGCCAGAGAUUGAACACUAGGGGAAACAGGUUUGGUUUUGAUAGGCAAACAGUUAUGGACAGGGGUGUCGGAGUAAAUAUUGGAAGGAGGGCAUCUUCAGUAUCUGAGAACUUGAAGUUGAAUGAACUUGAGGGAGAACCACUUUUGGAUGCUAAUGGCUUGAAAGCAUUAAUUCGUCUAUUACGGCUGGCACAGCCUCUUGGGAAGGGUCUACUGCAGAGACUUUUAUUGAACUUGUGCUCACACAAUGACACAAGAGCAAUACUUGUUCGACUUCUUCUUGACAUGAUAAAGCCUGAGACAGUGAGCAUCAUGGGUGCAGUGACUUCAAUGAAUACACAGAGGCUCUAUGGUUGUCAGUCUGAUGUUGUUUAUGGUCGAUCUCAAUUAUGUGAUGGUGUUCCUCCACUUGUGUUGCGAAGGGUACUUGAGAUUCUAACAUAUCUGGCUACAAAUCAUUCUGGUGUGGCCAGUCUUCUUUUCCACUUUGAGAGCUCAACUAUUCCUGAUUUUGCACAUACGAACCAGUCAGAGGGGAAGAAUGCAAAAGGCAAGGAAAAAAUCACUGCUGGAGAGCAUCAUGUCUACGUUUCUGAAAGCUCAGAGAACAAGGAUGUCCCUUUGAUAUUACUUCUGAGACUCUUAAGUGAACCACUGUUCUUACGCAGUAUUGCGCACCUUGAGCAGGUCAUGGGUCUACUCCAAGUGGUGGUGUAUGCUGCUGCAUCCAAAGUAGAUAUUCAAAUUAAUACUGAAGAAACUGCACCUCCAGCUGAAAACCCUCCUGGAAAUGAAACCACCACUGAAACUCGCACAGACUCUCAUGUAUCACUAGUGGAAUCUAGUCAACUUGACCAAAGCGCCAGUGCUUCCAAAUCAGAUGGCCAGAGAAGUAUUAGGACUUAUGAUAUUUUCCUACUGUUGCCUCAUUCAGAUCUGCAAAAUCUCUGUGCUCUUCUUGGGCAUGAAGGGCUUUCAGACAAAGUUUACACACUCGCUGGUGAUGUGCUGAGGAAAUUGGCCUCUGUAGCUGCUGCUCAUCGCAAAUUUUUUGUUGUGGAGCUCUCGGAGUUAGCUCAUAGAUUGAGCAGCUCGGCUGCAAAUGAACUUAUUACACUUAGAGAUACGCACAUGCUGGGUUUGAGUGCUGGGUCCAUGGCUGGGGCUGCUGUUCUUCGGGUUCUUCAGAUUCUCAGCUCGCUCACUUCUGUUGGUGAUGACAAUGACAGUGACAAGGCCAAAGAGAGGAAUGCCAGUGAUAAGGAAAGGGUGAAUGAUGAAGAACAGGAAGAACAUGCUACAAUGUGGAAGUUAAAUGUGGCUUUGGAGCCACUAUGGGAAGAACUAAGUGAGUGCAUUAGUUCAAUGGAAUCGGAGUUAAAUCAGACCUCCCAGUCUUCAGUUGCCUCAAACAUUAGCAUGGGUGACCAUAUACAGGGUUCUUCUUCAGCGUCUCCUCCUCUUCCGCCUGGAACUCAGAGACUCCUACCUUUCAUUGAGGGGUUUUUUGUUCUAUGUGAAAAAUUGCAGGCAAACAGUUCAAUAUUGCAGCAAGAUCAAUCCAAUGUGACUGCAAGAGAAGUGAAAGAGUCUGGUGGGAGUUCAGUUCCGUUAUCUAUUAAAAGUGUGGAUGCUUACAGGAUAUUUGAUGGAUCUGUCACAUUUGUGAGGUUUGCUGAGAAGCACCGACGCCUUCUUAAUGCUUUUGUGAGGCAGAAUCCUGGUUUAUUGGAAAAAUCACUCUCAAUGCUGCUCAAAGCUCCCAGGUUAAUUGAUUUUGACAACAAAAGAGCUUAUUUUCGAUCCAGGAUCCGGCAGCAGCAUGACCAACACCUCUCAGGACCUCUGCGUAUUAGUGUUAGACGGGCAUACAUUUUAGAGGAUUCGUAUAAUCAACUUCGAAUGCGACCAAAUCAAGAUCUUAAGGGAAGGUUGAAUGUUCAUUUUCAAGGUGAAGAGGGUAUUGAUGCCGGUGGCUUGACUAGGGAAUGGUAUCAGUUAUUAUCAAGGGUCAUCUUUGACAAAGGAGCUCUACUGUUUACUACAGUUGGAAAUAAUUCGACUUUUCAGCCAAAUCCUAAUUCUGUAUAUCAAACUGAACAUCUCUCUUAUUUCAGAUUUAUCGGCCGCGUGGUAGCUAAGGCACUCUUUGAUGGACAAUUGCUUGAUGUAUAUUUUACUCGGUCCUUCUACAAGCAUAUCCUCGGCGUGAAGGUGACAUAUCAUGAUAUUGAGGCUGUUGAUCCUGAUUAUUAUAAAAAUUUGAAAUGGAUGCUGGAGAAUGAUGUGAGUGACAUACCUGAUCUGACCUUUAGCAUGGACGCAGAUGAAGAAAAGCACAUCCUUUAUGAGAAAACAGAGGUUACCGAUUAUGAGCUCAAACCGGGAGGAAGGAAUAUCAGAGUGACAGAGGAGACGAAGCAUGAAUAUGUAGACCUCGUUGCUGAUCAUAUCUUGACCAAUGCCAUCCGCCCUCAAAUAAGUUCGUUCCUUGAUGGUUUCAAUGAAUUAGUACCACGAGAGCUUAUAUCAAUUUUCAAUGAUAAGGAGCUUGAAUUAUUAAUUAGUGGUCUGCCAGAGAUUGAUUUGGCUGAUCUGAAAGCGAAUACGGAGUAUACUGGUUACACAUCAGCAUCUAAUGUUGUUCAGUGGUUCUGGGAGGUUGUUGAGGCAUUCAACAAGGAAGAUAUGGCGAGAUUACUCCAAUUUGUAACAGGCACUUCGAAGGUUCCUUUGGAAGGGUUCAAGGCACUGCAAGGCAUAUCAGGUCCGCAGAAGUUUCAGAUUCACAAAGCAUAUGGAGCUCCUGAGAGACUUCCAUCUGCUCAUACCUGCUUCAACCAACUGGACCUUCCGGAGUACUCCUCAAAGGAACAGCUUCAAGAGCGUUUAUUGCUGGCAAUCCAUGAGGCUAGCGAAGGAUUUGGGUUUGGUUAAUUGAUGCAGUUCUAGCUAUCGGAUUCUCCACUGCAAUGUACAAUUAUGAAGUGCUGAGGCAGUCGCGUCGAGACUAGUAUGUAGGCGGUGAUGAAUGGCGCUUCACUUUCCGUAGUGGCGGAGCUGAUGAAAGAGAUAUAGAUGGGGGGAGGAGGGAACAGAAACACCUUUUUUUGCUCUCUAUGUGGGAUUGAAUCAUUCUUAGAUACUUAUAUAUUCUUCAUCUGCCUAUUGGCUGGCUCUACUCUAGCUUACUACAAUAACCACUUUUGCCAUUUAUUUACAAACAAUUGCUAGA
Salvia hispanica is the source of this 11856-nucleotide messenger RNA. RefSeq names its product E3 ubiquitin-protein ligase UPL1. Gene Ontology annotation, cellular component: cytoplasm. The record is from RefSeq and is a predicted model, not a curated record. Gene Ontology annotation, biological process: ubiquitin-dependent protein catabolic process; protein polyubiquitination. Gene Ontology annotation, molecular function: protein binding; ubiquitin protein ligase activity. NCBI's taxonomy places the organism in Eukaryota, Viridiplantae, Streptophyta, Magnoliopsida, Lamiales, Lamiaceae.